CUGUGGCCUGUCGUGACUCCCAUUAUCCUCACAUUCAUUCUCAUUCUUACUUAUUUUUACCCCUUUUUCCGUUUUCCAGAGAUGCCUGCGCCAAAUCCUUCUUGCAGCUUUUCUUGUACAGAUUCGUGCUUUUUCUCUCACAAUUUAGCAUUUUGUUUUGUUUAACCUCGACUUUUGCAGUGUCUUCUGUAACCAUGAAGUUUGGGAAAAGGCUGAAAGUGCAAAUAGAGCAGACACUGCCGGAAUGGCGGAAUAAAUUUGUGUCGUAUAAGGAAUUGAAGAAGCUAGUGAAGCUCACAGCAGGGGAAGAGAAAAGAAACAGCAAAAGGCCAAGGCUGGAACACAACGAUCAUGAUCCAGGGCACGGCAAAUGGGAGAUGACUCGGAGUGCAGAGGAAUCGGAGUUUGUUCAGCUUCUCAACGCCGAGAUCGAGAAGUUCAAUUCCUUCUUUGUGGAGCAGGAAGAAGAGUACAUUAUUCGUCAAAAGGAACUGCAUGACAGGAUUGACAAGCUCAAGACUAAAACUGGACCUAACGGUGAACCUCUCUCUGAAAAAGAACACGAGGAAGAGAUGAUUAAACUGAGGAAAGACAUUGUCAAUUUCCACGGCGAAAUGGUUCUGCUAGAGAAUUACAGUGCUCUCAACUACACAGGAAUUGCAAAGAUCUUGAAGAAAUAUGACAAGAGAACAGGAGGCGUGUUACGGCAGCCAUUCAUCCAGGAGGUUCUGCAACAGCCCUUCUUCACUACAGAGCUUCUCUCCAAUCUCGUCAAACAGUGCGAAGAAACCCUCCACAGUUUGUUUCCAGAGCAUCCACUUCCACUUCCUUCCCCUGAGCUUCAAACAACAUCUGAGCCUCUGCAGCAGCGCAGUCAAUCUCAAGAGAAGAUCGAGAAGAUUUACACAAGCACUGUGGCAGCGCUUCGAACAAUGAGAGAUAUACGCAAGACAAGUUCCACAUACAGCAUUUUUUCCUUACCCCCUCUGAAUAUACAUUUUCAUGGUUUUGCAGACGAGAAUGACAACUCUAUACCCUCAUCUUCACUUAUACCCCUCUGUCCAAAAACUUAACAGCUGUAAAUCCAUACACUUGAAUCAUCAUCAAUCAUACUCACAGAGAUUUACUUCCUUUUUCUUUCAGUCUGGAUUAGCUAUACUUGUUGUCUACUCCCAAAUAUUUAUUGUUAUUUUUAUGCCCCUUCACGCGUUUUUCUCGAAAGAGUACAAACAAAGUAACUGCUCUGCUCCCUUCACACGAAACUUCGGAGAAAUAAAUAAUGAAUGUAUUCUACUUGUUUAAGAAUUAUAUAAAAAAGAAAAUUCAAGAUUA
Molecule: messenger RNA, 1332 nt
Organism: Cryptomeria japonica (Japanese cedar)
Lineage: Eukaryota; Viridiplantae; Streptophyta; Pinopsida; Cupressales; Cupressaceae
Product: SPX domain-containing protein 1
Exons: 3
Coding region: 195-1073 (292 amino acids)
Biological process (GO): cellular response to phosphate starvation
Source: RefSeq, a predicted model, not a curated record